Messenger RNA from Diatraea saccharalis (sugarcane borer), 4816 nucleotides. Lineage: Eukaryota; Metazoa; Arthropoda; Insecta; Lepidoptera; Crambidae. The record is from the annotation of a GenBank genome assembly.
CUCCGACAGGCACUCGGCUUGAACGCCUCCACCUUAAUCGCCUUAGCUUGUGAUCGUAUCGUAGUGCGCACUCGGUGACUCAGUGUGUGAUAUUGUUCGCAUGACGCAAAGUAAUUUGAGGAGAUGAACGGGAGUACGACGACGGUGAAUGGAGGCGCCGUCAGUGGUACCAACGGAGUCCUCAAUGGGAUCGGAACAGCUCCUCGUACUGCAACUUUAGGAACUCCCAGUAGCUACGCGUAUACAUCAACAGGAUCGCUGCUGGGUCGUGGAGGUUCAGCUAGGCCUGUACCACCACCGACUCUACCAAAAUACAGUGGAUCGUUCAGUGCUGGUAGUACGACCGGUUUACGUGAGCGGGACCGUGAGGGAACAGGAGGCUCGCACCGUUUGGCAAGUUUAGAAAGACUUGCUUUACGACAACGAAUUAUAGAGCAAAAUUCAAAUAAUCAACUGACGAGCAGUUCAAUUUCCAACAGUAGUGGUACUAAUGUCGGGCCCACCUCUGCAACGGUUACCCUUACCGACACGGCUACGUUACAAAGUAAACGCGAGCUGUUCUUCAAAUCGGAUUCGGUGAGCGGCAGCGUUAGUACUACGGGCCCACCGAUGGGUGCACCACCAGUGCCCCCGGUGGCGCCAUCUGCUCUCAAAGAUGCUCUAUCAAAACGAUCAGCAACAUUACCAGACCCACAUGAGAACAAUCAUCAUGAGACCAACGGCACAGCUAAGCUCAGCAACAGCGUGUCAGUGGAUGCGCCUAAACCGCCUUUAUCAGCACCGCCACCGACCCCUGCGCCGCCUGUGCCUACGUCUGCCCCACCAUCAGCACCGGUACCACUCAGGAGUACAGAAAAUAUUAUGAAGAAACCUGAGCAUCCACCAGUCGCACCAAAACCAGAAUUACCUAAGUUAGAAAAGCCAAAAACCAAAGAAUUAGAUGGAUACGUCGGAUUUGCAAACUUACCGAAUCAAGUAUAUAGGAAAGCGGUUAAAAAAGGAUUCGAGUUCACUUUAAUGGUUGUAGGUGAAACAGGUUUGGGUAAGUCAACUCUAAUAAAUUCACUAUUCCUGACGGAGGUGUACGACAAAGAAAAAUACCCUGGCCCUUCACUUCGGGUGAAGAAGACUGUCGGCGUGGAAACGAGCGUGGUGCUGCUCAAAGAGAACGGUGUUAACCUUACGCUCACAAUAGUGGACACUCCUGGUUUUGGAGAUGCCGUUGACAACAGUAAUUGCUGGCAACCGAUCAUUGACUUCGUUGAAUCGAAGUACGAAGAAUUCCUAAACGCAGAGUCACGAGUCACACGUAAAGCUGCGCCCCCUGACACUCGCGUCCACUGCUGUUUAUACUUCAUCGCUCCCAGCGGGCACGGACUGAAGCCGCUCGACGUAGAGUUCAUGCAACGGCUCGGAGACAAGGUCAACAUCAUACCGGUCAUCGCAAAAGCUGACACAAUGACACCGGAAGAAUGUAAAGAUUUCAAAGAACAGAUAAUGAAGGAGAUCGGUCAGCAUAAGAUCAAGAUCUACGAUUUCCCAGAGAGUACGGGCGAGGAGGGCGAAGGCGCGGAUGUGACGCGGGCGCUUCGGGGGCGGGUUCCGUUCGCUGUAGUCGGCGCUAACACAGUUAUAGAACAAGACGGCAGACGAAUCCGCGGCCGCAAGUAUCCCUGGGGUAUCGCGGAGGUGGAGAACCUGGAGCACUGCGAUUUCCUGGCGCUCCGCAAUAUGGUGAUCCGGACUCACCUUCAAGACCUGAAAGACGUCACUAGCUCCGUGCACUACGAGAACUAUCGGUGCCGUAAAUUAGCUGGACUCUCACAUGACGGCAAACCUCAUAGGAUUAAUUCCAACAAGAAUCCACUGGCCCAGAUGGAAGAAGAAAAAAGAGAACACGACCUUAAGAUGAAGAAGAUGGAAAUAGAAAUGGAACAGGUGUUCGAAAUGAAGGUGCGCGAGAAGCACGCCAAACUGAAGGAGUCCGAAGCGGAAUUGAGUCGGCGGCACGAAGCGACACGUCGUGCGCUUGAAGCGCAGGCGCGCGAACUGGAGGAGAAACAACGAGCGUUGCAAGCGGAGAAGGCCGCCUGGGAACGAGAGACUGGCCUCUCGUUAGACGACCUGCGUAGACGCUCGCUCGAGGCCAACAGCAAGGAGACUGUGGACGGCAAAGACAAGAAGGACAAGAAAAAGAAAGGUUUGUUCUAAAUAAUCUGUGUCGUCGGCCUCGCACCCACCGUAAUUUGCGUGACUAACGAAUACCCGACACUAGCGACACUAACGUACUGCGGCCGAGUGAAACAACACCGCUCUACGUAAGCCUAUGUUACUUUAAUUUAAAUUUCGAAAUGCAAUAUUAAAAAAAGUAUUGAACAGUUUCAUGUUACUCCUGUAUAUCGUAUGCAGUGUAUUGAUGAGAUUAUUACGUUUCUUAUUGUACAUAUCGUGUUCGAGAUUUGUGCAGAAACAUAGGCCUCGCGACAUGAACACUGAGCUGUAAUUUUUAAAUGUUCAAUUGUGAUUUUUCACCGAUGAGAUUUCUGUUUUAUAUAUUAAUUUUGAUAUGCCUAAUUCUGGGGUUUUAUAGUGCCAUUUUCAUUGUUGUGACUUGUGGUUGCUGUAUUGUACACUAAUUGAAAUUCUUGUAUCGACGUGUUGCUAAUAUUUUUUGUGUUUGGCGAGUUAAUGUGUAACUCACGUUCGAAUAUUUUCUUUAUUGUAUCAGAGGUGUCCAACCUUAAGUUUAUGUAAUAGGUAUUUGACUGUGGUGAUUUUAUUUAUUUAUUUAUAAACAAGCGGCAUAAUCCGGCAAUAGAUUCAAGGUUAUUUAAUUUUUAAAUCUCUUGUAAUCACAUUAAUGACAGUCAAGUUGGACAGCCCUGGUUUAUAUCUUUAAAACUUUUGUUCUAACGUAGUGGAUUACUUUAUGUAUUAAAAUCUAUUAAUGACAGUUUAUUUUUGUAAAUAUUAUCAACUAAUUAACAGGUACGUACUAUUUAUACGUAACAAUAACAUAUGUUCACGGAAUUUCUUACGUUUUAUUCAACAAUUUUCUUUGAAAUGUUAAAUUUCAAAUCGAGUGUAUUAUGCAAUUUUCAGAUUGGUCUUUUAAGAGUGUUGCAACGGGAAUAGCAAUAUAAUAAUAUGGACGGAAGUCUGAACACGACGCACCACACUAGCUUAGCGUGUAAUAGUUGUACGGUUAACUAGUAUAAUGGAACAACGAUUAAUAAAGACUACAGAACAUUAUAAUAAAUGUCUGGCAUUAAGAGGAGAUUCCAAUGAUUUUAGGCGUUGCUUUCGUCUGUUUAUUUGUAGGGGUUUUUCUAUGACAAAGCAUUUACUAUAAAUAUAAGUGAGGCCUAAUUUUCUUACGGCUUAUGUUUCCAAAGGCAAUUUUGUAUGACAUUUUUUUAUAUAUUAUUGUGAAUGUUUAAGUUCUUUUUUUUAUCAGUUAUUUCAUUAGAGUUAAAACGAUCAGAAGCACAAACGACAGUUUACGAUUCGACGUUGACGUCCACAAAGAUGCCAAAUAGCUUGUAAUGACAUUUAUUUAUUUGAAUACAAAAAAAAAAGUUAUCAAAUUUGAACAAUUCUAUAGAUAUUUGCCUAGACAUGGCGAAUAUUCCGCUCAAAAUCUAUGUAAUAUUAAAGAUAUUUAAAUAGUCUUUACUAAUAAAUAUAGCAUACAUAAAAAACCAUACAGAUAAAUUAUUUAAAUUAUAUAAAUAUGUACAUCUUUGAAUCUGCUUCUGUUAUAUUUAUAAGUAGAGAUACACUUAAUGUAGUUAAUUCGUGAUUUAAAAAUAGGACUACACACCAUUCUAAAUUUUAAAAUGAAAUUAGAUAAGAAAUAUUUUUUACUUCUUUAUCAUUACAUUUAAAUUUAAUACAAAUUUGGCUUGAUCGUUGCAUUCGGAUAACGUUUCGAGUUAUCGAAUAGGCGUUUGAUUGGAUAAAUCGAGUCAUAACAUUUUAAAAUAGACUUCAAAAUUAAUUUUGAAUGACGAUUUUGAUAAUGUGAAUCGUUAAUUAACAGCAAUAUGACUCGAUUAGUAUACAUUUUAUUGUGCUUAGUGAUAUAAAUACGCUCAUAGCUCAGUUGUGACAUAGUCUAGCCCUAGCUAGGUGUUAGCAUUUCUUUGUUGUAUGGUAAGGAUUUGGGGCGAGAUCACUAAUACACAAAAUUCAUUGUCAUUAUCAUGAACGCUUCCCAUCUUUAUUAUCUGAAAAAAUUAGAAAAAACCUGACGUACUGUGAUUUAAUUUCAUUUAUUUUAAGUACUUUAUGCUUCAAUAACAUUCAUAUAUUAAGGUUUUAAUACUCCCAUUGCUGACGAUUUUGGCCAGGAUUAGAAAUCAUGUAAUCAGAUUAUUUCUGUAAUGAAAUUGUCAUUGGAAUUGCACACACAACACGUUUAUUCCUACUCUCCAUUAAUUAUUUAUGUAAAUAUUUAUGUUUAGUCAUUGUUUAUAUGAAACAGAUAUAUAAUACAAGUUACUCUACUAAUACUUAUGUAAUUUAUGAGACGUGCAUAAUCUUUAUUUAAUCAGCAUGCGCCGCGGUUAAAUUUUGUAUUAUUUCCUACUCUGCAGUAUUGACUUCCGCGUUAAAGGUUAGGAUUUUAGUAGUAAGAUUAUGCUUAAUUUUGUAUUUUUAUGUAGGGCCUCGGCCCAAUUUACCAUACGGUUUAUUUGCGUAGUCAUUACAAUGGAUAUGUGAUGUUUGAUGGGUGAAAGUUCAGACGAUGUAAUAUAUUGUACCUUUGAAUAUAAAUAAAUACGUAAUAUAUAGGCUGUCUUGUUUGAUUUUG